Helianthus annuus (common sunflower) is the source of this 900-nucleotide messenger RNA. RefSeq lists its product as uncharacterized. NCBI's taxonomy places the organism in Eukaryota, Viridiplantae, Streptophyta, Magnoliopsida, Asterales, Asteraceae. The record is from RefSeq and is a predicted model, not a curated record. Gene Ontology annotation, molecular function: nucleic acid binding; zinc ion binding. Bases 1 to 900 code for a protein of 299 amino acids. The transcript has a single exon.
AUGGAAGGGGUGUUCGAAAGAACCCAUUGUGAUGAGACUGAUUUCGUGGCAUACGGAACCGGUCAGUUAAGAGGCCAAGCUAAGGAUUGGUGGGAUAAUCUUAAGAAGGAACAGGGAAUUGAGGCCACAAGAACUAUGAUGUGGGAAGAAUUCAAAACACUGUUCCUUAGACACCAUAGCCCGAAAGCUGUGAUUAACAGGAUUAAAGAAGAGUUUAUUCAGCUGAGGCAUAGUGGUGAGUCGAUAGAAAAGAUCACGGGAGUGUUUCUUGACAAGCUCAAGUUUUGUGACGAGCUGGUUCAAAAUGAAGAACAAAAGAUAUACUAUUACUACAACAUGCUGAGUGCGGAAUAUCGGGAGUUUAUGACUCCUUCGAAAUAUGGGCAUCUUACAGAGAUAGUAAAUGUUGCACGCGAAAGGGAAAUCGAGCUGAAGAAACAAAUCGAAAGGGGUGAAAGAAGGGUGUUUGAUGUGAACCUAAGCCCUGCAAAGAAACCAAAGCCGAAUGAAGCUCCUAAGAAAGGAGUUUCAAAAGGGGGAGUACCUCAAUGCAAAAUAUGUGGAAAGACUCACAAGGGCGAGUGUUAUUUUAAAAACAAACCAUGUCCUACUUGCGGAAAAGUGGGACAUGUGGUUGCAAAUUGUCCAGGGAAGGUGUCAGUGUGUUAUAAAUGUUACAAACCGGGACAUAAAAAGUCUGACUAUCCGGAGUUGGUUGGAACCAAAGACACAGCUGACACAAAGUCUGAGGCCCAGAAAGUGAGGGCAAGGUCCUUCCACAUGACAGCUACAGAGGCUAAAGCUGAACCUGAUGUUGUUUCAGGUAUAUUUCUUGUAAAUUCAAUUCCAGCACGAAUUUUAUUUGAUACGGGUGUGAAUAGAUCUUUUGUUUCACAUUGA